UUAAAUACAAUAUUAACAUAAGAGCUGACGGGCUGUUUUUUCUGGGGGUCCGAUACUGAAUAAAGGAGAGACGCAGACCUGAACUGGAACUUGGCUUCAUAAAAAAGAAAAGAGAGAAUAGCAAAAACUUCAUCAUGGAUGGGAUGAGUACAAUUACUAUCAUCGCGGUUGCGAUGUUUGUCGGAUGUCUUAUUUUCGGAUUCAUCCCACUGUGGAUCCCACUUUCAGAGGUAAAGCUGAAGUUUGUGACCCUCCUGGGGGCAGGACUCCUGUGCGGGACAGCACUGGCUCUCAUCAUCCCUGAGGGAGUGCAUAUGAUGGAGGAGUCCUGGCGAGCCUCGUCCUGCUCUGCAGCACCAGCCAGUUCAAACGCCAGUGCACGUCACAGUCCAAACGCCAGUGCACGUCACAGUCCAAACGUCAGUGAGGUGCAGGAGACCCCCUCAGAGACCAGCUACCCUCCUCGUGUCUGCAUUGGCGUUGCCUUAGUUGUCGGGUUCACCUUCAUGUUUGUGGUGGAUCAGAUAGGAACUUACCUUUCGAUGCGCUUGUCACGUACUGAUUUGCCUCACAGCACCAGCAUCACAACAACUCUUGGGCUACAGUUUCAUUCUGCAGCUGAUGGCAUUGCUCUGGGUGCAGCUAUGGCCACUCCUGAAAAGACAGCACAUGUCAUGGUAUUUUUUGCUGUAAUUCUGCACAAGGCACCUACAGCUUUUGGUUUGGUCUCCUUUUUGAUGCAUGCAGGCCUGGGGAGGAAGUGCAUACAAGUACAUUUGCUGUGCUUUUCAGCUGUUGCACCUCUAUUUGCCAUAUGCACGUACGUCAUAUUGCACAUGGGUGAAGCAUCCGGGUUAGGAUUUAGUUUAACAGGACUGGGAAUGCUCUUCUCUGCUGGGACUUUCCUCUAUGUGGCCACAGUGCAUGUUCUCCCUCAGGUCAGCAGCAAGGGGCAGCAGCAGCCCCCUCCACCUUUCCAGGAACACAGUGGAGCUGAGGUGCAGCAGCACAAGCACCUGGGCUUCCUGGAGAGUCUCACUUUUGUUCUGGGGGCGGGACUCCCUCUGCUGGGUCUGGCGCUCAUAGAUGACUGAGAACAUGCUAGAGCAGUGCAGUGGGCAGGGCAUGAUGCUGCACCUCGAGGGCAAACUGUGAACACAUGCUCAGUCCACACAGUGCUGUAUGAAACUAGGGUAAAGGGUAAAGUACACAGGUGAGCAUGAUUUUAUACCAUAGAAGACAAGACUGGUAAGAGUGUGCUUGGAGUGCAACUUUCAUUUCCUGGAGUGAUCAUAUGUCUCUGGAACUUCCCUUAGAGCCCAGAUAUAGUGAGCAUCUUUUGUCCUUGGUGUGUUGAGUUACCACUCAAAUAAAAGGGCUUCAUUUGCUGCCAAAAGUGAAUUCAAUAAACUGGCUCCGUUACCUUUUAUCAGGGAACUGAAAAAAAUGAGGACAUGGAGUUUUCAGUUGCCAAAGUUCAUCUAAAUAACCGGAUAGAUUUACAGAGGUACAAUAGAAUAAUCAGAUAUGGUCUGUGUCUGUUUUAGAACAACAUCAGAUCUAGGACACAUAUUUUUAAAAUAUUUUUAAGCUCCUGUGUAUAUCCUGCUGGAAAGCAGAUCUCUAUUUAAUAUGUGCAUAUAUUCCCCCACACUUUGAUUAAUGGCAGCCAAUCAGUCUGCAAUGUAUAAAACACAAAUCUGGUAAUCCAGUGGAUCUAACAUAAUUGUUUUUUGCACUAACUGGCAUGUUAGAGGAUAACACGUCAUGAAUCUCAUUUGAGGACUCUUUGUUUUUCUCUUGCAGUGCAUUCCGUAGUGUAUUCUGUAUUUAUCAUACAAUAAAAUGCCUUCUUGAGUCAUGUGAUGGCUAAUACAACCAGUUAAUGU
Molecule: messenger RNA, 1889 nt
Organism: Myripristis murdjan (pinecone soldierfish)
Lineage: Eukaryota; Metazoa; Chordata; Actinopteri; Holocentriformes; Holocentridae
Product: zinc transporter ZIP9-like
Exons: 7
Coding region: 135-1094 (319 amino acids)
Biological process (GO): zinc ion transport; transmembrane transport
Cellular component (GO): membrane
Molecular function (GO): metal ion transmembrane transporter activity
Source: RefSeq, a predicted model, not a curated record